UAUACCUUCGUCAGUGACUGGACUGGACUAGACUAGAGAGAGGUUAACUAUUUAUAUGUGGUGCGCGUCCUUUUUCAUAUCCUUCCUUCCUUCCUUCCUUUGAUUUGGUCACCGGAAAAAUGCAAUUUUCAGCCGCAGUAGGAUCACCGCCGUAUUCCACCCAUACACCAUCACCACCUGUACAUUGGAAUUGGAACUAUUCUACUACUACUGCUACUAGUAAUAACAACAACGUAUUUAUCUGUCGAAGCUCUUUGACCCCUAAAAAACCAGCAUCACCCCCAAAGGUGGUGGUUUCUGUCGCAGGUGACAACAACACUUCCAAGACUCAAGUCAUUGAUCUCAUUGAUGACGAUGACGACGUCGUUCGCCAAGCUCGGAGAUCUGCGGAUUGGAAGGCAGCAAGAGCUCAUUUAGAUAAUGGGAUUGUGUAUCAAGGAAGAGUUGAAGGAUCCAAUGGUGGUGGUUUGUUAAUUCGGUUUUAUUCUCUCGUCGGGUUUCUUCCAUAUCCACAGUUGAGCCCAUCUCAUUCUUGCAAAGAACCUGACAAGCCCAUACAAGAGAUAGCAAAAGCUUUAGCUGGUUCUCUCAUUUCUGUUAAGGUGAUUCAUGCUGAAGAGGAGAAAAGGAAACUGAUAUUUUCUGAAAAAGAAGCUGCUUGGUCAAAAUAUUCCAGUUUUGUAAAAAUUGGAAACAUAUAUCAAGCCAAAGUUGGAUCGGUAGAAGACUACGGUGCCUUUGCUCACUUGCAGUUCCCAGACGGAUCUUAUCAUCUAACUGGGCUUGUACAUGUGUCGGAGGUGUCAUGGGAUUUAGUACAAGAUGUUAGGGAUAUCCUGAACGAAGGUGAAGAUGUGAAGGUCAAAGUCAUCGGUGUUGAUAGGAAUAAAUCAAGAAUUACAUUGUCAAUAAAGCAACUGGAGGAAGAUCCACUACUGGAAACUUUGGAAAAAGUCAUUCCUCAAGAUGAUUCAAGUAAUUCUAGUUCAGAUGGAACCGCCGAUUAUGUCAUUGAGCCACUUUCAGGACUCGAAACGAUACUUGAAGAGCUACUUCGAGAAGAUGGGAUAAUUGACGUGAAGGUAACACGUCAAGGAUUUGAGAAACGCGUGGUAUCACAAGAUCUGCAGCUUUGGUUGUCCAAUGCACCACCUAAUGGAAACCAGUUCACUCUCCUUGCUCGAGCCGGAAGACAGGUACAGGAAAUACAACUUGUAACUUCACUUGAUCAAGAUGGGAUAAAAACCGCAUUACAGAGAGUCCUGGAGCGCGUUCCAUGAGUCGAAUUAUUCUCUUAUGUUGUUGAUAUAUAAGGCGAGUUAUUACAGUUUCCUACUUAUUGUACAGAAAUCACACUGAACCUGUAACUAUUCUUUUACUGGUGUAUGGCAACCUGGCUCGAUUCAUAGCA
Erigeron canadensis is the source of this 1411-nucleotide messenger RNA. Its product is annotated as 30S ribosomal protein S1-like. The coding region runs from base 120 to 1280 and encodes 386 amino acids. The record is from RefSeq and is a predicted model, not a curated record. Gene Ontology annotation, molecular function: nucleic acid binding. The transcript is spliced from 10 exons. NCBI's taxonomy places the organism in Eukaryota, Viridiplantae, Streptophyta, Magnoliopsida, Asterales, Asteraceae.